AUCGAGCCACUACCCACUACCCAGUCGGCCAAUCCCUCUAGCUAGCUAGAGCUCUCCAUCUCAUCGUCAUCAUUGUAUUAGCCAUUGUUUCUGUCAUGGCAAGGAUUUUGGAACCCUUGACUGUAGGGAGAGUUGUAGGUGAGGUUGUAGAUUUCUUCACUCCUAGCGUGAAGAUGACUGUGACCUACUACUCCAAUAAGCAAGUCUGCAAUGGGCAUGAGUUGAUGCCUUCAGUCAUAACCUCCAGACCUCGAGUCGAGAUUGGUGGUGAAGAUCUGAGGGCUGCCUACACACUUAUCAUGACAGACCCAGAUGCUCCAAGCCCCAGUGGUCCAUACUUGAGAGAACACCUUCACUGGAUUGUUACGGAUAUUCCUGGCACAACCGAUUCAUCCUUUGGCAGAGAAAUCGUGGAGUAUGAGACCCCGAAGCCAGUUAUCGGCAUCCACAGGUUUGUCUUCAUUCUAUUCAAGCAGAGGGGGAGGCAAACAGUGAAGCCUCCGGCUUCAAGAGACCACUUCAACACAAGGAAGUUCUCGGAAGAGAAUGGUCUAGGGCUCCCGGUAGCUGCGGUUUACUUCAACGCACAGAGAGAAACUGCAGCUAGACGACGAUGAAGAAGAAGAGAUGCCUAAGCCUAAAGAGAGUAUAGUUGGUGUGAGAGAGUCUAUUAGGACAAAGUGAUUCUUCUUCACGAGUGUCAGCAGUCAGCACUACUACUUCAUUUCUCUUCUCUGUGAGUUUGUUGGCUUGUGUUUGGUCGUAAGUCGUAACGUAGGUUGAUAUAUAUUAUAUAUA
Nelumbo nucifera (sacred lotus) is the source of this 798-nucleotide messenger RNA. Its product is annotated as CEN-like protein 1. NCBI's taxonomy places the organism in Eukaryota, Viridiplantae, Streptophyta, Magnoliopsida, Proteales, Nelumbonaceae. The record is from RefSeq and is a predicted model, not a curated record.